AUGGCAGGAGCCAUAGAACGUCUGGAGAAAGCUGCGGACGCACACGACGGAAAGAUAGCAGCGCUGGAUAGCUUCGUAAACGAGGUGCGUGAUUCGAUCGACAGUGCAAUGGCUAGACUCGAGAAGGCAGUCGAAAAGACUGUCGAGGCCACACACGAAACCAACAUCGAGACCCAUGCUACUAAUCCUGACUCUACCAACAUGAACCAAGCGAGAACGUAUUCAAACGCCCUCCAGAGUAGACUCCCCAAACCAGACUCGAGCACCCUAGCACGAAGCGAAGCUCAAGCGAGGCAAAUACUCGUAGACCGCAAAUCGCUCAGCGAAACCUCGGGUCUCAAGGACCUAUCUGAGGCAGAGCUAGUCCGGAAGGCAAACAAAGCGCUAGAGGACAUGAAAGCAGACAAAAAGGACGUCCCACAAGACGCCGCUUUCACAAGCGCCCGCAAACUGCGACACGGAGGAGUGAUCUUCGAAGUUGACUGUACUAACACGAAAGCCUGGCUCUCAUGCCAGAGCAAUAGCAAAUCUUUCAGCGAACACUUCGGAAGCAGCACAAUGAUCAAAGACAAGACCUUUCAAGUAAUAGCGGAAUACGUGCCAACAACUUUCAAUCCGGAA
This is a messenger RNA of Suillus clintonianus, 621 nucleotides long. RefSeq lists its product as uncharacterized. The annotation marks the transcript as partial. The record is from RefSeq and is a predicted model, not a curated record. The transcript has a single exon. NCBI's taxonomy places the organism in Eukaryota, Fungi, Basidiomycota, Agaricomycetes, Boletales, Suillaceae.